CGCCUCCCGAUGGGACAGGGGCGUGGGGCGAGCCGCCUACUUAUCUGUUAGUAGCACAGAAAGUUUAAAAAAGUUUUCUAAGUUGGGCUGCGUUUUGUGGAAUGUGUGUUUGGGAAGCGCGAGCGCGGAGUGUUAAAACUCCUAAAGUGAGUGCUUGAGUGGGCGCUGGUAGGGGCGUAGCCAAAAUGUUAAAGGUCGAUUUGGGGUGUGAUCCUGCGCGUGUCUCGGUGAGCUGGCAUGUCCUGGGAGGAAUUUCUUCACAGGAGGAGUGAUGAGCCAUCGGAAUGGAGUGCCCUGGGAGGCGGUGGAGUCACUGUGCCUGGGGCUGUCCCUGGCACUCAGUACCGUGGUCUGGGUGACGCGGCGGUGUUGAGUCAUGGGCUGGGCUCGGUGGUCUCAGAGGGCUGCUCCAGCCUCAUGGAUUCUGUGAUUCUGUCGCGUUGGAGUGCUGCUGUCGUGCUGCCAGCGCUGGUUCAGUAUCUGCGCUUCUGCAUGAAACGUGAAAGGCUGUUUGAGCAGUCGAUGCUGUUAAACUGAUAGGAGUCCAAAGUUUGGAGGGAGAGAUGGGCAGCUCUUAACUCUGUCAAUAGAGACUUUUGAAAGGCAUUUCAACUUUUGAACUUGACGCUGUGUAAAAUCCCGUACAGUGGAUUUAAAUCUAGUGGUAAUUGCUUUCUUUCUUCAUUACUUUUCAUAUAGCCCUUUAGAAGUAAUCCUGGGAUAAUCCCCGGGGAUAAUCUCCUAGGGCCUAUAGACUAUAGAUAGAAAACAACUGACUUAAGGUGCGGGGCAGGCUUCCUUCUUAAUUGGUUUUCUACAGCUUCCAUCUCCAGUGAGGUUUCACUGAUACAAAGCAGUGGUACAAGUUUGUAAAAGUUAAAAUUGGCGAUGUUUAUAUGCCUUGCAGGACCAAAUGCUUCACAGAUACAAAAGUUUUGCACAAUGCGAUAGAUACUAAAAAGAAGUUAUUAACAUAGCAGUUCAGUGGGAUUCUUAAAUUAGGAGCCCAGAUUCUAUAUAGGUUAUCUUGGAGAGGUUAUCUUUGGAAGAAUCAGUUGGUUCAGGUGUCCAGUGGAAGUACAGAAAUGUGUCCUGAGAAGCACAGGUGCAAAUCUAGUGCAGAUUUGAAGAUUGCAGUUGAGAUUCCCGUGUGCUGAGGGGAUGAUGAUUUAAUGAUGAUUCCCUAUGAUGAUUUAAGCUUUAGUCCUGUCAAAUCUUUAUUUUAUUGUUAGGAUAAGGUGAUGCUCUUGCCUGUGAUCCAGUCAUCAGCAUCUUCACCGGGACGAAGGAGACUCAGGUGCAGACUUCCCAGUGUAACUGGAAGAGGUUUCAUCAUAUGUCUGGAAAAUGCCUGGUCUGGCAAAUUACCACCCAGAAGAUCCCUUUUGGAGUUUGCUUUCUAAAGCACAAGGUUUAGGCUCCAGCUCAGUCAAACUUCGAGGGGGCUCGCUGUUUAUGAAUGUUGGGAAAUCAGAGAAGCAGGAAGAAGAUUUUAGACAAACGCCUCAUGUGAACAUCAAUCCCUUCACUCCUGAUUCCAUGUUCCUACACAACUCUGAAGGCAAAUGUCGUAGGAGGAAGAGGAUACACUGGAAUGACUCUUGUGGAGAGGACAUGGAACCAAGCGAUGGAGAGCCUGAAGAGGAAACCAUGAGACCUGCUAAGAGGAUAACAAUAACAGAAAGUAACAUGAAGUCACGGUAUGCAACCGAAUUCCAUGAAUUGGAGAAGAUUGGAUCUGGUGAAUUUGGCUCUGUGUUUAAGUGUGUGAAGAGGCUGGAUGGCUGCAUCUAUGCAAUAAAACGCUCCAAGAAACCCUUGGCUGGCUCAGUGGAUGAGCAGAAUGCUUUAAGAGAGGUCUAUGCACAUGCAGUUCUGGGACAGCAUUCUCAUGUAGUGAGGUACUACUCUGCAUGGGCAGAAGAUGAUCACAUGCUUAUACAGAACGAAUACUGCAAUGGUGGCAGUUUAGCAGAUGCCAUAAGUGAAAAUUACAGGAAUAUGCGUUACUUUACUGAACCAGAACUGAAGGACUUGCUGCUUCAAGUGGCUCGAGGUUUAAAGUACAUUCAUUCAAUGUCCCUGGUACACAUGGAUAUCAAACCUAGUAACAUUUUCAUAUCUAGAACAUCAGUCCCAAGUAUAACUCUAGAGGAAGGUGAUGAUGACGACUGGUCAUCUGAUAGAGUCAUAUUUAAAAUAGGUGACCUGGGCCAUGUAACUCGAGUCUCAAGUCCUCAAGUGGAAGAAGGUGACAGCCGUUUCCUUGCAAAUGAAGUCCUACAAGAGAACUACACUCACUUGCCAAAAGCGGAUAUUUUUGCUCUGGCUCUGACUGUUGUCUGUGCUGCUGGGGCUGAGCCACUUCCAACUAAUGGGGACCAAUGGCAUGAAAUUCGGCAAGGAAAACUGCCCAGACUACCACAAGUGCUUUCUCAAGAAUUACUAGACUUACUGAAAGUUAUGAUUAAUCCUGAUCCUGAGAAAAGGCCUUCAGCUGUGGCACUAGUGAAGCAUUCAGUGCUUCUCUCUGCCGCAAAAAAGAGCGCAGAGCAGCUCCGGAUAGAGCUGAAUGCUGAAAAAUUCAAGAACUCACUCUUGCAGAAAGAGCUGAAGAAGGCCCAGAUGGCGAAGGCCGCGGCCGAGGAGCGAGCGCUGUUCACGGACAGGAUGACCACGAGAUCCACCACACAGAACCGCCUGUCGCGGCUCAUCGGGAAGAAGAUGAACCGCUCCCUGAGCCUCACCAUCUACUAACCAGGGAGUGCAGAGGAACUGCAGAGAUGGCCAUGGCUCCUCUGCCAGGCCCAAGCCUGGUUUCUUACCCUGCCAUCAGUAUCACCAGUUUUACAGCUGUUACUUCUGGGUUUUUCCUUGUACUCUGUGGUUGAUUCUCUAUUAACCAUAGGAGUGAAUGGACUCGGUUACUCCCCUGUCUGUAGAGGAUCCUGGAUGUUAUUCCACAAUCCUUUCGGUUACACUGUUAGAUGUUACGUUGUCCCAGGGUUAACCACUAUAGUGGUGUGCUGCUUUGUAGUGUUACAGCAUUGUAAUAAAAAGCAAUAUCCCUGAUCUUUUAAGGAGGAGGGAAAGGGCCUUACUUUGAUAGUUAAUUUUUUUUUUUUUUUUUUUUUUGGAGCAGAGGGGGAAUAAAUUUUGAAAGACAGGCUUUAAGGCCACCUACAGUCAAUGUACCUGAUGACAGGUAGACUUUUGUUGUGAAUUUUAUUUGUGUAUUAACUGGGAGCACUUUGUAGGCAUUGCAUAAACCACAGCUUAGGAACCUGUGGAAUUAAGUGCCAUGUGGAACUGCUGCUAUUUUUAGUUCAAUUCCUUGCUGUAAACUGUAGCAUUAAAACAAUCAUUAUUUUGUUAAUAGGCUUCUUGUUCAAGCAGUUAAGUGAAACAAUGUAAGCUGCAUUUUAGUGAAGGCAGCAUUUUUCUCUAAAAGCUAGUGCAUUGUGGAAAAAAUGCACCAAUUUAAUAUUUGGACUCUGUAUUAGUGUAGUGCAAUUGUUAAUGUCUUUGCUAUUGAUGUUUUGUUCUUCUUUCUAAUAAGGUUCUCUGAAUGUUCGUAUUUUUCUUCAGUUGCCCAUUCUUGAGGCCUCUUGUAUGUUUGGGUUGGUUUUUUUUUGUGUUUGAAUACUUGUAAAUAGUUGUUUAGUGUGUUCAGGUUGUUUUUCAUUGUUUAUGUACAUAAGUUUGAUCAUGCUUAUAGUGUACUAUGCAGAAACUGCAGUCUAGGAUGCCAACAGACACAUCUUAACUAUUCAGUUUGGCGUUCCAAAAUGUGGAACAGAAUGUGGCCAAGGAACCAGUGCUGAUAUUGAACCUAGGCUGACAGAACAACUGUUCUGAUUACUGGCUUGUCUCUUCAUUCAUUUUACUUAAAAGAAUGUUUCCCUUUUGUGCUCUAUUUGUUCUUACUAGUGUUGGAUUUGAAUAUUAAAGUUAAAAGUUGUUUGUUUAAAAUCGUGUUAACACUUAUUUAACUUUGUAG
Molecule: messenger RNA, 4000 nt
Organism: Cinclus cinclus
Lineage: Eukaryota; Metazoa; Chordata; Aves; Passeriformes; Cinclidae
Gene: WEE1
Product: WEE1 G2 checkpoint kinase
Exons: 11
Coding region: 1348-2757 (469 amino acids)
Biological process (GO): mitotic cell cycle; protein phosphorylation
Cellular component (GO): nucleus
Molecular function (GO): non-membrane spanning protein tyrosine kinase activity; ATP binding; magnesium ion binding
Source: RefSeq, a predicted model, not a curated record